AUGGCCCCGGGAUUUAGAGGAGGACGUGCUGGCGCUCGUGGAGGCGGCGGUCGAGGUGGUGGUGCUCCCCGUGGUGGCAGAGGAGGCGGUGGUGCCGGUGGAUUCCGUGGCGGACGAGGUGGCGGUGGACGUGGUGGCCCCGGUGGAAGGGGUGGUCCGCGGGGUCGAGGCGGCGCCCGCGGUGGUGCUAGGGGAGGCAAGCCUGGCGGCACGAAGGGUGGCCAGAAGGCUAUCAUUGAACGGCAUCGUCACCCCGGUGUGUUCAUCUCUCGAGGAAAGCAGGACGACCUCGCUACCCGCAGCUUCGCCCCCGGUGUCAGCGUCUACGGCGAGAAGAAGGUUGAGGUCAACGAUACAGAAACCAACGAGGACGGCUCCACCACAACGACUAAGAUCGAGUACCGCCUAUGGAACCCCUUCCGUUCCAAGAUCGCCGCUGCCAUUCUUGCCGGUAUCGAUACGCUCUAUAUCCAGCCCGGAAGCAAGGUCCUGUACCUCGGUGCUGCGUCAGGAACCACCGUUUCGCACGUUUCGGAUAUUGUCGGCCCUACGGGUCGUGUCUAUGCUGUCGAGUUCUCUCGCCGCAGUGGCCGUGAUCUUAUUACCAUGUGCCAAAAGCGCCACAACGUCAACCCCAUCGUUGAGGAUGCCCGAAAGCCUGCUUCUUACCGCCUCUUCGUUGACGGCAUGGUAGAUGUCAUCUUCUGCGAUGUCGCCCAGCCCGAUCCUGCCCGUAUCAUCGCUGAGAACGCUGGAUGCUUCCUCAAGGUCGGCGGAAAGGUCCUCCUCAGUAUCAAGGCCAACUGUAUCGACUCCACGGCGCCUCCCGCUCAGGUGUACGCGCAAGUUGUUGAGGAGAUGAGGGCUUUGAAGUUCAAGCCCAAGGAGCAGAUCAGUCUCGAGGCGUACGAGCGUGGCCAUGCCAUGGUCGUGUUUGAGUAUCUCCGUUAUUAA
Messenger RNA from Scedosporium apiospermum, 954 nucleotides. RefSeq lists its product as uncharacterized. NCBI's taxonomy places the organism in Eukaryota, Fungi, Ascomycota, Sordariomycetes, Microascales, Microascaceae. The transcript has 4 exons. Bases 1 to 954 code for a protein of 317 amino acids. Gene Ontology annotation, cellular component: small-subunit processome; box C/D methylation guide snoRNP complex. Gene Ontology annotation, biological process: box C/D sno(s)RNA 3'-end processing; rRNA methylation. The record is from RefSeq and is a predicted model, not a curated record. Gene Ontology annotation, molecular function: histone H2AQ104 methyltransferase activity; RNA binding; rRNA methyltransferase activity.